CCGAGCCGCGCCGAGCCGAGCCGGGCCGCGCCGCGCCGCGGGGCAGGUAGCGCGGGGUCGGGCAUGGACGUGGCGGCUUGAGCCCGGGCCGAGCCGCCUGGUGCGAGGGGGCGGCGGGCUGGGGAUGGGCGGCCGGGCCGCGUGAGCCGAGCCGCCGCGGGGCCGUCGGGGCGGCAUGGAGCUGCGCUCCGAGAUGCCCAGCGUGCCGCCGGCGCCGCCGCCCGUGCCCCCCAGCUCCGUGGCCGCCGCGGCCGCCGCCGCCGCCGCCAGCCUGCCGGUGAGCGUGGCCGGGAGCCUGCUGCGGGCGCCGCCGCUGCUGCUGCGCGCCGCCGAGAAGUACCCGCGCACGCCCAAGUGCGCCCGCUGCCGCAACCACGGCGUCGUGUCGGCGCUGAAGGGCCACAAGCGCUACUGCCGCUGGAAGGACUGCAUGUGCGCCAAGUGCACGCUCAUCGCCGAGCGGCAGCGGGUCAUGGCCGCGCAGGUGGCGCUGCGCCGCCAGCAGGCGCAGGAGGAGAACGAGGCCCGCGAGCUGCAGCUGCUGUACGGCACGGCCGAGGGGCUGGCCCUGGCCGCCGCCAACGGCAUCAUCCCGCCCCGCCCGGCCUACGAGGUCUUCGGCUCCGUGUGCGGCGGCGGCGGCGGCGGCGAGGCGGGCGGGUCAGACGCGAAGCUGCAGAAGUUCGAGCUCUUCCCCAAGACGCUGGUGCCGGGCCGCGCCGCCAGCCCCCCGCCGCCGCCGCCGCCGCCGCCCUCCGCCGGCGCCAAGCCGCCUUCCCCCGACGGCGAGGCCGGGCCGGGCACGUCGUCGUCGUCGCCGGAGGCGCGGCCGGGCUCGGGCUCGGAGAACGGCGACGGCGAGUCCUUCCUGGGCUCGCCCGCCUCCAAGGGCGCCAAGGAGGGCGAGGAGAGCCCCGGCUGCGGCAGCCCGCUGGGCUCCGACUCGGGCUCCGAGGCCGACAAGGACGAGGCGGAGCCGUCGGGCUCGGCCGCCGCCCGGCACCGGACUCCCCUGGACAUCCUGACGCGCGUCUUCCCGGCGCAGCGGCGCGGCGUGCUGGAGCUGGUGCUGCAGGGCUGCGGCGGCGACGUGGUGCAGGCCAUCGAGCAGCUGCUCAACCACCGCGGCGCCGAGCGGGCGCCCGACGAGGCGUGGGCCGGCCGCGACGCCGCGCUGCCCGGCCUGGGCCCCGCGCCCGCCGCCGCCGCUGCCGCCGCCGCCGCCGCCGCCGCGCACCACCGCCCGCUCGUGGGCCCGGCCAUCGGCGCGCUGGGCAGCCGCUCCGCCUUCUCGCCGCUGCAGCCCAACGCCGCGCACUUCGGCGCCGAGGCGGGCGCCUACCCGCUGGGCGCGCCGCUGGGACUCAACCCGCUGCGCCUCGCCUACUCGGCGCACAGCCGCGGACUCGCCUUCAUGGCGCCCUACUCCACCGCCGGGCUCGUGCCCACGCUCGGCUUCCGCCCGCCCGUGGACUACGCCUUCAGCGACCUCAUGCGCGACCGCUCCGCCCUGCACAAGGAGCAGGUCUACGCCGGCGGCCUCUACGGGCCCAUGGUCAACAACACCCCCGAGAAGCAAUAGCCGCGGCCGCGCCGCGCCCACGGGCUCCGGGCGCCCGCGCUGCCGGGGGGGGGGGGGGGAAACCCUCGGGGCAUUGUGACGUGCGCGCGGGGCCCCCGACAGAACCUUGGUGCAUUGUGACGUGUGCGCGGGGCCCCCCGACAGAACCUUGGUGCAUUAUGACGUGUGCGCGGGCCCCCCGGUGCAUUGUGACGUGUGCUGCGGGCCACCCCCCGCCCGCCCCUCCCGCGCCCGUGUGUGUAUAUAGCGGUGUAUCCGAGUAGCGCGUGUCUCGUGUCCCGCCGCGGCCGUCUAAGUUAUUCCUGUAACGCGUAGGUGAGUCGGUGUUACCGCGGCUCGGGGCCGGCCGCUCUCGUUGUCACGCGGCUCGGGCCUCGACCUUCCCCGUGCUGUAAAUCGCAAGGCCGUUUCUUUUUCUUUUCUUCCCUCCCUUCCCCGGCCCCGAGGUCUGCAUGUAAGCCGGCGGGCAGCGCCCUCGGGCCGCGCGGCGCCCGCCCCGGCCAGCCUCCUCCUCUGUGCUCCGCGAAGACUCCGCUCUGUAGCCGCCUUCUCGCUCCGCUCGCGGUCCCUGCCUGUGCUGCCGUCUCCUAGCGCCACUAGAAAUAAAUGUUAUUUUCUAUUAAAAACAACCCUCCUCCUCCAUCAUC
Messenger RNA from Alligator mississippiensis (American alligator), 2229 nucleotides. It is a transcript of the gene DMRTA2, whose product is annotated as DMRT like family A2. The transcript has 2 exons. The record is from RefSeq and is a predicted model, not a curated record. Gene Ontology annotation, cellular component: nucleus. Bases 176 to 1582 code for a protein of 468 amino acids. Lineage: Eukaryota; Metazoa; Chordata; Crocodylia; Alligatoridae. Gene Ontology annotation, molecular function: protein binding; RNA polymerase II cis-regulatory region sequence-specific DNA binding; DNA-binding transcription factor activity, RNA polymerase II-specific. Gene Ontology annotation, biological process: germ cell development; sex differentiation; regulation of transcription by RNA polymerase II.